GUUUCCCUGCUGUUCCCCUGCACUGUCCACCUCUUCCUGCCACCUCCAGACCUCCCACCGGACCAGAGUCGGACUUAGGCCCCCGUUGACUCCUCAGGUUACAGCAGCACUUCCCUCCCAGUCCCUUCAACAUUCAGGCCGGAAAGCUGGGCCCAUUGCAGGUGUCUCAUUACCACUUCUAUGGCAGCCCCAUGCCUGGGAACCUGCCUGCUUCCUCCUCCUCAAGCCUCCCAGGCAAGGUCCUCCUGGAAGCAGCUCCUGUUAUCACAUUUUGUAACUAGAACUGACAGCACUGCCCCCUCCCUACCUCACCAGGAAAGCAUCAGGGACUGAAGAGCCUCCCAGGACAGGCAGGAGCCUCCUCCCAGCAGCACCAGUCAGGAAGCAUCACCAUAGCAACCCUAGCAGCAAACAAUGGUACCAGAAAGGGCUUUUCCCCAAAGCCUCCCCUCCUGGCUCUGUGGCUCAGAGGAAGAAUGGCCAGCAGCUGGAAAAGAUCACCCCAAAGGCCAUCCGUGAAAGAUGUAUCUCAUGUCAGGGAGCCUUUCCUGCAGAUGGUCCAUGCCAGAGAAUCCUUCCCCACCUACCAGACUUGGACUCAGCGUGAGUUCCUCCUGCCUAAAAAGGCAAAGGAGUUGCCAGGCUUCACCCAGCAAGCCUACCACAAGCUGGCCCUGAAGCAGCCACCACACACAGAGAUGAGGUCUAAAGUCCAUCACCAGGCGCUCUACCCUUGGAAGGAUGCAGCCCAGCAUACCUGGGGCUUUCACACAUGGCUUGAUGUGGGACGUCUGCCUGCCACCUUCCCCACCAGGCCAGACAAACCCUAUGACAGCAAUGUCUGGCGCAGCUUGACUAACUCCGAUGCCCACCGUCUCCCAGCUGCUGCCAUCCCUCCGCCCUCCUGGAUGGGCCCACACAGCUUCCUGACCUUCAUCAGUGCUACCCCCAUCUUCGUGGACACGAACAGAAAGAACCAAGUGAUUCUGAGGACAGUGAGAGAGCUGAAGGAGGUGGAGAAACUCAAGCUGAGGAGUGAACAAAGGGCCCCUCCACUCGAUGCCCAUGGCAAUAUUCUGCCCCCACCACACUUCAAGAAGUCCCGGUGCGUAUCUACUGGUGGAAGGCUUGAGCCUUGGGGCCACCAGAUCCUACCCAACCCACUUCCCAAUAAUUUCAGCAGGAGCUGGCCCUGUCCCAAUCCUCAGCCUCAUUACCAGGAAAAGGUCCUGAAACUGGCUCGGCUGCCCACUGUGCCCCUGAGCAAAGACCUUGUGAAAGACUACCAAGGCCUGAUAGAGGACCGGGUUGCCAAGCCCCUCCACUACCUGUCCAAGGCAAGACCUCCCAAAACAUCAGAGGAAAAUUGGAAAUGAAGACCUGGAUAUGUCUAAAAGAGCCUCAGGGUACACAGCAGCCUACAUUCCUCAGCAAGAAGCCCCAGGAGGCUGAGGACUCUAGCUUCUACAGAAUAACCUUUGGACCAUCCCCCAGCCUCAUACCACCUCUGUUUCAGGCUCCUAGAGACAUUACUGAAGCUCUGAAUUGUUCUGUGUUUUCCUUGGCGGACUCAUAGUAGUGUGGGAGGAUUGGGGCAGAGAGAGGGGGUAGGGCCGCUGUAUUUCCAGCUCUCAAGAUUAGAAUAAGGAGUGUUGAGGGGUGUGUGUGUGUGUGUGUGUGUGUGUGUGCUGGGGUGAGGAAGAGGUAUGGUAAGAAAUGUGGGUAAGGAAGUGCAGGCUGGGAAUAUAGCUCAGCGGUAGAGUGCUUGCCUAGCAAGAGUGAGGUUCUAUGUUCAAUUCCCAUCACGCUACCAAAAAAAAAAAAAAAGUUGUCUCUACUCCCAGAACCAAUUCACAAUAACACUGGACUUGGUUAGAGGACAGAAAACCUCUUAGGCAAAAAAACAUAACCUCAACGCCAUCUCCUCCAUGGACUACUUGAUAUCUGGACAAAGACCAAACAACUGUUUGUAGAGCAACUAUACAGUAGAUGUAGGACUGCUCGCAGGUCUCCCUGCAGGAUUUGGCCACAGAUAGUGCUGGAGCGUUAGGCCUGAGGAACGCAGCCAUUCCUCAGCAGGGCAAGCGUGGAACAAGUAGAGAUUCAAGAUGAAAGGUGUAGGAGGCACAGAGGUCCUUGUGCUCACAGAUAAGCACUAGGGGAACCAGGAAUGUUGAACACACAGGCUUGUCUCUUCAAAGGGAGAAACAUAACCUGUUUUCUGCCCAGAAGACUGGUUAAUAGCCUUGUGACCUUUGUGCUAUCUGUGUUGCCGAGACAUACCAGAUCCUCCCCAAGACCCUUAUCAUGAACUUGUUUUUCUCAAUCCGUGGAGCCCAUCUUUAUGGAAGAUGUCACUUGUAGUUUACAAAGAGUUUUGAUGUAGUCAUGUCUUAAGCUUUGUUGUACACAUGAGGAUUGAGUUAAUUAGCACCAGAAAAAUUUUCACCAAAUUGUGCUGUGUUUAAAUAUACCUAAAAUAAAC
Peromyscus eremicus (cactus mouse) is the source of this 2485-nucleotide messenger RNA. It is a transcript of the gene Tex52, whose product is annotated as testis expressed 52. The coding region runs from base 477 to 1376 and encodes 299 amino acids. The transcript has 3 exons. Lineage: Eukaryota; Metazoa; Chordata; Mammalia; Rodentia; Cricetidae. The record is from RefSeq and is a predicted model, not a curated record.